Anguilla anguilla (European eel) is the source of this 1620-nucleotide messenger RNA. RefSeq names its product dynein axonemal assembly factor 6 (gene dnaaf6). The transcript is spliced from 6 exons. Gene Ontology annotation, biological process: axonemal dynein complex assembly; flagellated sperm motility. Gene Ontology annotation, cellular component: cytoplasm. The coding region runs from base 275 to 850 and encodes 191 amino acids. The record is from RefSeq and is a predicted model, not a curated record. Gene Ontology annotation, molecular function: dynein intermediate chain binding; protein-folding chaperone binding. NCBI's taxonomy places the organism in Eukaryota, Metazoa, Chordata, Actinopteri, Anguilliformes, Anguillidae.
GCAGCGUUUGAGUAUGGUUAUGCAGUAGGCUAUGCCUACAAAUGAAGGCAUGAACCCUAGUAUAACCUCAUUAUCCCACCGAUCCGUAAAAUUAACCAUUUCCGUAAAUCUGGCAACCCCCGUCGUCUUGGAAACCGAAGCGUUUGUCUCCACCAGUCAUUGAAAACUUUUCAUGACACUUAUCUAGCUAACGUUAGCUAAUCUUACUAGUCUGUUAAAAAAAACAACUUGACAGACGAUUUUGUGAAAUCGUGUGUCAGUUUAUAAACUUAAAAUGGAGGGAUUCUCUUCAGUAACUAAUCUACAGGCGCUCUCAACCCUGCUGAACCCACCCGACGAAGACGAUGAAGGGGAUUGCGCCUUUGUGCCAUCCACUGCAAAGCUAGGGCCUGGACAUAUUGGCCCUGCAAAAUCAGCCGAAAGUAAAGUGGCCACAUCACCCUAUAUCAAAGACAGCAGCAAAGACAUCUGGAGUGAGAAGGAAGUGGCUGAAGGAGCCCAGUUUGAUGACAUCACUGACCCACGACCACAGCCUGAGUAUGACAUUGUGCUGAAGCAGCGAGUAGGCACAGAGGACAUCUUUCUGGGCAUGAGCAGAAAAGAUCCCUCUUCCAUGUGUUGUGAGAGCAUGGUGGUGAAAAUAAAAUUGCCAGGAACAAAGUUUAUGGAAGUUGUCCUGGACGUGAAAGAAAAGUUCCUUGAUCUGAGAACACCAAAAUAUAGGUUGGGCCUGCAUCUGCCCCACCCUGUGCACAGCCAGGAAGGGACAGCCCAAUUCCUUUCUGAGAAGGAGGAGCUGGAGGUCACGUUGCCCAUGAACCGGCCAAUGGACUGCAUAAACCUGGCCUGAGAGAGGAAGCUGGAGCUUGCCUGACAUUCUGAAUGUGCGUCUUGGAAACUGUUCAGGACGCGUCGCAAGUUCUGGGUCACAUGCAUGUUUGAAAUACUUUUAACUCUGUAGCUGCCAGUAAAAAUGAAUUGUCAAUGAAACAAGUUACUAACCAAAACAUGCAAUAAUUAGAAAAAAAAUUGUUCUGAAUAUUGGUAUAAAUAGGUGUUUGUUUUAAAAUGGUCAGUAACCUUCGUUCAUUUAACUGGCAUCUAAAAGGUCCAACAGUUCCAAACCCAGGUUUGCUCUUGGCAUUUUGAUGAACACUGAUGAACUGAUGAACUGAGAAUACUGAGAAUAAAAACAUAGGUGCUUUGAGAGGCAGAUAUAGACAUUCCCUCUCACGCUCUGGGACUAACAUUUGAAAAGAAUGUCUGGGCAGAUGGCUAACACAAUGUAGUAGCGGAAUGCAGUAAGUGCAUGUGUUCAGUUUUAUGCUCCGGUAAAGAGAUGUUAGUAUUACCUUUCUGCACAUGCGCAUAUUUAUAUGGAGCAAUGGCAACUAAUGAUCCUUUCAUAAAGACAGCAUCAUUUGAGAACAGUAUGGUAAUAAAAUUUGUUGAAAUUAUAGUUUCUUUCUAUACCAGCUAAAAAUGUUAUACAUGCAGUUGUUCUAAAGCAGUAAAUUAUGGCGAGGCUUUGUAGUAACUGUUACAGCUUAAUCAUUUGUAUCACUGUGUUCUUGCCAUCUUGAAUGUAGUUUUUAAUGAAGGGUGAUUCACUUUACUGAA